AUGGAGGAAAUGGAUAUAGAAAAUGAAAAGAACGAAGAUAAGAGUUUGUGCGAGGAUUUAGAGGAUAACGAAGAGGUCAAGUCAAAAGUAAUUGAAAAUGAGAUCGAAGAAAACAUGGACGAUGAACUUGAUGAUGAUGAGGAUGAAAAAGAUGAUGAAGAGGAUGCGGACGAGGCAGAGGUUAAAGUUUUAGAAACUUCUCUUGCUCAAAAUCCAUAUGAUUAUACAAAUCACGUAGCCCUUAUCAAUAAAUUUCAAAAAAUGGGCGAAUUAGAACGAUUACGUGCUGCUAGAGAAAACAUGAACUCCAAAUAUCCUUUGAGCUCUGAACUCUGGCUGUCUUGGAUGCGCGAUGAAAUUAAACUAGCUGUAACUCCAGAGCAAAAAUCUGAGAUAUAUGGUUAGAAUAUCUGCAAUUUAGUAUUGGUAAUAUGGGUACUGAAAAAGACGCAGCAAAGAAUGUUCGACAAUUAUUUGAACGAGCAUUAACAGAUGUUGGACUACACACUAUUAAGGGUGCAAUAAUAUGGGAAGCAUUUCGAGAGUUUGAAGCUGUAUUAUAUGCAUUGAUUGAUCCUUCGAACCAAGCUGAAAGAAAAGAACAAUUGGAACGUAUUGGUAACUUAUUCAAAAGACAAUUGGCUUGUCCUCUUUUAGAUAUGGAAAAAACAUACGAGGAAUAUGAAACAUGGCGUCAUGGAGAUGGCGCAGAAGCUGUUAUUGAUGAUAAAAUUAUUACUAUAGGAUAUGAACGUGCAUUAUCAAUGCUUAAUCUCCGUUUACCUUAUGAAGAGAGAAUUGUCUCUGCACAAACCGAAGAAGAACUUUUAGAUUCAUAUAAAAUGUAUUUGUUAUAUGAGCAACGUAAUGGAGAUCCUGGACGAAUAACGGUUUUGUAUGAAAGAGCAAUCACUGAUCUUAGUUUAGAAAUAUCAAUUUGGCUUGAUUACAUUAAGUAUUUGGAAGAAAAUAUCAAAAUUGAAUCUGUCUUGGAUCAAGUAUAUCAAAGAUCUUCAAGAAAUAUUCCAUGGUGUGCAAAUAUGUGGCAAAAAUGGAUCAGAUCAUAUGAAAAAUGGAGUAAACCAGUAUUAGAAAUUCAGAUGUUGUUAGAAAAUGCUUUAACGACUGGAUUCUCUACUGCAGAAGAUUAUAGAAAUUUAUGGAUAACGUAUUUGGAAUAUUUACGACGAAGAAUCGAUCGAUUCUCUUCUAAUGAAGAAAAGCAGUUAGAAACAUUACGCAAUACUUUUAAUAGAGCCUGUGAACAUUUAGCAAAAUCAUUUGGCUUAGAAGGAGAUCCCAAUUGCAUUUUAUUACAAUAUUGGGCAAGAACUGAAGCUAUACAUGCUAAUAACAUGGAAAAGGCUAGAUCAUUAUGGGCCGAUAUUUUAUCACAAGGACAUUCUACAACAGCAUCUUAUUGGUUGGAAUAUAUUUCUUUAGAAAGAUGUUAUGGAGAUACAAAACAUUUAAGAAAAUUAUUUCAAAAAGCUUUGAUCUCAGUGAAAGAUUGGCCAGAAAGUAUAGCAAAUUCUUGGAUAGAUUUUGAACGAGACGAAGGAACACUAGAACAAAUGGAAAUAUGUGAAACACGAACAAAAGAAAAAUUAGAAAAAGUUGCAGAAGAAAGACAAAAAACACAACAAAUUUCUAAUCUUGAAUUAUCGCCAUUACAAAACAAGAAAGUUUAUAAAAGAAAACAAGAAGAAACUGGUAAGUGGAAAAAUUUAAGUAGUUUUCCAAUAAAAAUUACAAAAGUUGAAACACAAGUAAAACCAAAAAUGAAAGAAAAUCAUAUAAACUUGGAAAAGAAACUCGACGUUGAUGUAGAACAAAAAUCAAAAAUUAUUCCACCACCUGGUUUCAAAGCACCAGAAAAUGAAAAAAUGGAAAUAGAUAAUACUCAAGAAGUGGAUGAUAAAAUCACAGUUUUCAUAAGUAAUUUAGAUUACACUGCAACUGAAGAAGAAGUCAGAAAUGCUUUAAAACCAGCAGGGCCAGUUACAAUGUUUAAAAUGAUACGAGAUUAUAAAGGACGUAGUAAAGGAUUUUGUUACGUGCAACUUAGUUCCACGGAAGCAGUUGAUAAAGCUUUACAAUUAGAUAGAGUUUCUAUAAGAGGACGGCCAAUGUUUGUUUCAAAAUGCGAUCCAAAUAAAACGACACGAGGAUCUGGUUUCAAAUAUAGUUGUUCUCUGGAGAAAAACAAACUUUUUGUUAAAGGACUUCCGGUAUCAACAACAAAAGAAGAUCUUGAAGAAAUUUGCAAGGUUUACGGAGUGUUGAAAGAAGUCCGUAUAGUUACUUACCGUAAUGGCCAUUCUAAAGGAUUGGCUUACGUUGAAUUUGAGGAUGAAAAUAGUGCUGCAAAAGCACUUCUAGCUAUUGAUGGAAUGAAAAUCGGUGACAAAGUAAUUAGUGUAGCCAUAAGUCAACCGCCUGAACGUAAGAAGGUUCCCGUCAAAUCUCUAGGUGGUACUACAGUAAGCAGAACUACAUUUGGUAUGCCCAAAACAUUAUUAUCUAUGGUACCUCGUACUGUCAAAACUGCUGCUACCAACGGCAGUGCGACUGUGACUGGGAAUGGUGUUGCACCAAAGAUGAGUAACCAAGAUUUUAGAAAUAUGUUAUUGAAUAAAAAAUAA
Messenger RNA from Heterotrigona itama, 2645 nucleotides. The record is from the annotation of a GenBank genome assembly. NCBI's taxonomy places the organism in Eukaryota, Metazoa, Arthropoda, Insecta, Hymenoptera, Apidae.